This is a messenger RNA of Aphanomyces invadans, 1750 nucleotides long. RefSeq lists its product as hypothetical. The record is from RefSeq and is a predicted model, not a curated record. Lineage: Eukaryota; Oomycota; Saprolegniomycetes; Saprolegniales; Verrucalvaceae. The transcript has a single exon. Gene Ontology annotation, molecular function: protein binding. The coding region runs from base 68 to 1342 and encodes 424 amino acids.
UAAAAAGCCAGCCGCCGGACGCAAGACUCGACGGUGCGGUCAUUCUUGGUCUUGGUCGGGCCUCGCCAUGUACUUUGGCCAUGCGGCUUCUACGACACCGCGACAGCACAAUCAGCGGCAGCCGGCGCCGCCGUCGACGGAUCUAAAGGAUGCAGGCUUCUUGCCCACUUAUGCCAUGCACGAGACAGAGAGUCCGUCGCCGUCACCCGCGUCGCAGCAUGGCAGAACGUCGUCACUGUCGAUGGACGAUCCGACGGUGCAAAAGUCGCUCUUUGAGAUGUUUAACAAGCGCGGGUACAACCUUAUCUCGCCUUCCAAUUCGAUAGUGAACGGGAACAGCAGCUUCUCCAGCACUGCAUCGUCGUCCAUGUCGAGCGUCAUCGGGUUCCGCGAACCCGUCCAUGGCCAGACUCCGAUCCACAUUGCCAUUCGAAGAGGAGAUGUUCAAGUCGUGGAAGCGCUGUUGAAAAGCGGCGACAUGGACAUCCUUCAGAUGCGGGACGAUCACGGGAACACGCCGCUUCAUUUUGCCGUCGGCAUCUCGUCUCGGCGAAUGUCCACGUCGAUUUCAAUUCAAAUGGUCGGCCUCCUCCUCGCCGCCGGCGCCAGCGUCCACGCAGUAAAUCACAAAGGCCGAACCCCCAUCAUGGUGCACAUGCUCACGAUCCGACAGGAUGAUCCGUCCAUACUCACCAUGCUACUCAAGGAAGGCAGCAACGUGAAUGCUACAGUCGACCGCGUCCCGCUGCUGCAUUUGGCCGUGGCUGCUCGCUUGCCCAUCAUCACUGCUACGCUUGUCACCCAUGGCGCCGACCUGCAUGCUGUGAACGAGCUCGGGCUGUACUUGCGCGAAGCGGCUCCGAUGAACAUGCUGGUGACGAUGCUGGCCCAUUUGACAGUCACGCCAUCCUUUGUUCCGUUCGAAGCACACAGUCAGUGCAUGGAUUGCCAUCGAUAUAUCAAGCCUUCGAAGCGUCCGAGCAUGUUUCGGUGGCUGUUUCGAUCCAAAGCUGAAGCCACGCACUGUUUUCUGUGUGGAUGGGUCUACUGCAGCUCGUGUACUGGGGUGCACGCGCUCCGCGAGGCGCUGCCUCCAUUUUUUCAUCGAAGUGAAGCCGAGGAACUCGAAGACAAACAAAGUCGAAAUGGCAAAUGCACAACCCCCGCGGGUCCCUUUAAAAUGCCGCGCCCAGGCCGCGCCCCCGUCGGGCUCCGCAAGGACGUCGCCAUUCGGUGCUGUCGGAUAUGUGCCAACCUGCUCAAGGAGCGGCUCGUCAAGAGCGCCCGGGCGAGCUUGUACCAAUUCCAGCAAGGCUCUUCUGCUUCACAUCUCUCUCGCUGACGAGAUAUUUUCAAGACGGACACGUCACAUCAUCGUAUAGAAUACAUACCCACCGCCAACUGGCCAAGCGAAUAACAUUAAGCACCAACUACUGUCGACCUCACUGCAUGACCUGGCGAUGCUUUGGCGGCGCCGUCGGAACUUUUCGUGCGGUCUGUGUCGAAAGCCCCCUCUGACAUCGACUGCGGGAAACAUCAGGUUCAUACGCGGUGAAGUUCUGCGUGGAUCGUGACGAGGGAAUGUUUCUGCUGCACGCAUCGGAUCACUCGAUCUCGGGCGACAUUUGCAGCUCAACAGGUGCGAGUAGCAGGGCAUAGCGCUGUGAAAUAUCACGAAGCCACAUGGCCCGACUGUUCCAACUAUGCGAUUGCCAUGCACCCGAUGGAUGCACCCAUGCGUUGAGCGCGA